Messenger RNA from Symbiodinium sp. CCMP2592, 1971 nucleotides. The record is from the annotation of a GenBank genome assembly. Lineage: Eukaryota; Dinophyceae; Suessiales; Symbiodiniaceae.
AUGUCGCUUCUGGCAGCGGACCUCGAGAAGCUUUCAGUGGCAGACCUCAAGAAAAGGCUCUUCUGGGCCGGGGCAUCGCUUCCUGAUGGGCACCUGGAAAAGGCGGAUAUCAUCAGUGUCGUCAAGAAAGCCGAAGCCGAGAAGGCUGAAAAGUCUGCAGAGGCCGACCAGAAGAGGGUCGAAGAGGAGAAGGGCGUGCCCAAGCCUGAGCCUAAACCUCUGGACUUCAACAACAUCCAGUGCCCAGAUGAGGAGAAGCAGAUAGUCGAGCUGCACCUCCUCACAGAGAAGCAGUUGCGGGACAGGAUCGAGCAGGCCGGACACGACGUACCAAAGGGCGAUCCGAGCAAGCACUAUCUGGUCGCGCUCUGUCGGAAAGCCAUGAAGGAUCCCCGCGAGCCCAAGCCCAAGAAAGCGGAGGCCACCCAAGAGGACGAGGAGGAGGAGGCCGUGGUACCCAAUCGAAGACCGACAAUCGGGGACAGGGUGCAGAUCCGGGACACCAUGAUCAUGAAGCGGUAUUUGCCGGAAGCCAUCGGUAAGGUAUUCCGCAUCUUCAAAGAUGAUGGUGGGGCCUUCCCAUACAGACUAGCAGGUGUGGGGGAGCAGCGCCACUGGUUCAGCGAGGAUGACAUCUGCUGGCCGGUGAAGAAGGCUCAGAAGACCUUUAUAACCCCAAAGGAGAGGACGAAAGCGAAACCAGACAAUCAGCCCGAAAAGGUCGUCAUCAAUCACAACCGGUAUGGCUGCACUGCCGGAGAAGUCAGGGAUGUGCUCGGGGAGACGGCCGACAAGAGGAAUUGGGUGCUCAGUGGUGGCCGGCAAGUUCCCAAGAUGCACGAGGGGAGUGGUUGGAGUCGGAAGGUGGAGAAUUCCAAUACCAUUUGUGAUGUUCGCCGUCCACCACCCCCGCCUGGCUCAAUUCCUCGAGCGCCUGCGCCCGUGACCCUCAGUGAAGAAGAGAUGUUUGCUCAGAUGGAGGAAAUGCAGGCAGAGCUGGAUGCCCAAGAGGCCCAGGAAGCACAACCUCCCCAGGAGCCUCUGCCAGCCACAUCGCCCGACGCGCAGCCUGGCGAGCCAGUGACAGCCCCAACGCCAGCGGCGCCUCCCUCGCCAGCAAAGCCGAGUCCUCAGAAGGCUCAGGAUCUGGCGCAGAAGGACGAGGCGUCCGAUCAGGUUGCAACGGAGCCAAGCGUCAACGGCGCCAGUGUCAUGGAUCCUGGCGAAGAGAGGAGAAAGCGAAAGGCUGACGCGAGAGCUAAGGCACAAGCUGAAGGUGCAGCGCGCAGACUGGCGCGGAGGCAGCGUAAAGAGCAAACAGCUCAGACAGCGGCAAAGCUGACAGUUAGCGAUGACGAAGUGGAGGAAGUGCCGGCUGCUGCCGACGUGCCUAUCUCCAUAGACGACUGCCAUAAGCGAAAGAAGAAGAAGGAGAAGAAGCGAAGCAAACAGAAAGCAGCUCAGAGGGCAGCUGCUGCAAAAGCUGUAGCGGCAAGACCGGCCGAGAGGAUGGGUCGAGAGCGUGGCCAAAGCGACACAAGUGAGGCCGUUGAGGCGGAUCUCUUCGGAGGCCCCUCGGAGAUCAUGCAGUCUCGUGUUCGGUCUGCCAAAGAGUUCCCCGGAGCGCUUUGCACGGAGUGCCGGCAUCCGCUGGCCACCGCAGGACCAGAGGCAGCUGUGAUUGAGUUUCGUCGACCCUGGCUGCUAGAGCCAUGUCGGAUUCACGCACAGAUCCGAUGCUUGGCAUCUGCCGGGCUGCUGACCACGAGCCCACUGGGCCAGGCGCUGCCGACGGGGUCCAGGAGCAAGACCGAUCCCAUGCAGGGUCCCGGUACGCAAGGCGUUCUUAGAUCACUGGAGCGGCAGGAGAAUGCCGCCCAUGUGGUCCGAGCACCCCGCCUGCCGAAUGCGAGGUCACUGGCCGCUGCGAGGCAAAUGGCCGUGUCUGUCGGCCGCUUAAGCGAUGUCUAG